Suncus etruscus (white-toothed pygmy shrew) is the source of this 2155-nucleotide messenger RNA. RefSeq names its product zinc finger protein 716-like. The transcript has 6 exons. The record is from RefSeq and is a predicted model, not a curated record. Lineage: Eukaryota; Metazoa; Chordata; Mammalia; Eulipotyphla; Soricidae. Bases 189 to 1973 code for a protein of 594 amino acids. Gene Ontology annotation, biological process: regulation of DNA-templated transcription.
CUGGUGCGGGCCCCUUCCGCCGCCAUCACUGCAGAACUGAGAGUGGAUCGGGGGGUUCGGGGGUGCCCCGCUGAUGCCGAGGAUUUGGGGGGACGAUCUUUCUCUCCUGCCAGCCAACUACGGGGUCUUGGCAAGAGUUUCCUGCAAAGGGCCUUGCUGCUGUUCUUUGGGAAUAAUCCAGGCAGAAGAUGGGGCCGCACCUUCUGAAGUCCUGUACCCAGGGUGCGGUGACCUUCGCUGAUGUGGCCUUAAGCUUCUCCCCGAAGGAGUGGGCAUGGCUGGAUGCUUCUCAGAAGAAUCUCUACAGAGACGUGAUGCUAGAGACCUACCAACAUCUGCGGGCCAUAGGGCACUGUGGGGCAAAGCCUGCGCUGAUCUCCUGGUUGGAAAGAGGAGCCCGGGGGAAGCUGCAGAGAGACGUGUUUUCAGGAUGCAGACCACCAGUUCAGGACUUGGCCUUUCAACAGUUUCCUUUUGGGAAAGGAUCUCCAAAUAGUGAGAUGGGAAUCAGCCAAUCUCGGUGGGAUGAGGGAGAUCCUGUGCUGUGGGACACAGUGUGGAGGAAACCGUCCUGUCCACAUUCUGAUGGGAGUGAGGACUUGGAGGACAUCCGUGUUGGAGGAGGAGGCCAGAAUGAAGAGAGUGUCUUUGCUGUCGAUCCCCAAUCUACUGGGCACAGUGUGCCUGAAUCUACACAGCACAAUCCUUGGGCAAGGACCGCCACGAUGAGAACACCCUGGGAAGAGCAAGCAGUAGUGUUUGCUUCAAGCCCUUCACAAGGACAGGCUCAUAAGCACAUUCCCCAUGGAGUAAAGAUGCCCAAGUGUAAGCAGUAUGGCAGGGCAUUCUCUUGUGCUGGAUACCAUGAUGUACCCUCAUACAGCUUCAGUGCACAGAACCCCUCUGACUGUCAGCAAGGUGGACAUGCUCUUUGUCAACCCCCACAUCCGAGCGACCCUAAGGAAGUCCAGAUAGGAAAGAAACGGCAUACGUGUCUGGAGUGUGGCAAGGCCUUUCCGUACCCCUCAGGCCUUCUUAAACACAAGAAAAUCCAUUCAGGAAAGAAGCCUUAUACUUGCCAGGAAUGUGGGAAGGCCUUCUCUCAAACCUCACACCUCACUAGGCACAUGAGUAUUCAUACUGGAGAGAAACCUUAUUCAUGUCAGGAAUGUGGAAAGGGCUUCGCUCAAUAUUCAGACCUUAGGUGCCACUUGAAUAUUCACACGGGAGAGAAGCCUUAUACAUGUCAGGAGUGUGGGAAGACCUUUGCUAUAUCUUCAAACCUUUCUGCCCACAAGAAAAUCCAUACAGGACACAAGCCUUAUACAUGUCAGGAAUGUGGGAAGGCCUUUUCUCACUCUUCAAGCCUUACCAGGCACAUGAAUAUUCAUGCUGGAAAGAAGCCUUAUACAUGUCAGGAAUGUGGGAAAGCCUUCACUCUAUCCUCACACCUUACGAUGCACAUGCGCACGCAUACUGGAGAGAAGCCUUAUUCUUGCCAGGAGUGUGGGAAGGCCUUCACUCAAUAUUCAGCUCUUAGAUGUCACAUGAAUAUUCAUACAGGAGAGAAGCCUUAUACAUGUCAAGAGUGCGGAAAGGCCUUCACUCACUCCUCAAGCCUUAGCCGGCACGCGUAUGUUCAUUCAGGAGAGAAGCAUCAUACAUGUCAGGAGUGUGGGAAGGCUUUCUCUUUCUCCUCACACCUGAAUAGACACAUGUAUAUUCAUACAGGAUUGAAGCCUUACACCUGUCAGGAGUGUGGGAAGGCAUUCAAUCGGUCCUCAAAUCUUUUCGUGCACAAGAAAAUUCAUGCAAAAGAGAAGCCUUAUUCAUGUCAGGAAUGUGGGAACACUUUCGCUUACUGCUCAUGCCUUUGUAAGCAAGAGAAUUCAUCUGGAGAGACACCUGAUGUGCGUGAGGAAUGCGGGAAGGUCUUCACUCCUGUUUUAACCUUUUCAUUGAUGAGAAAAUGAUGUCUGGAGUGUCUUACUAAGCGAUCAUACCAUGUAGUUGGCAUUGGCCUUUCACACCACUGGCUGGGAUUUGAUCUCAGAUCCUGUGGGAUAUUCAAGCGCUACUGGAGGGAUUCCUGAGUGCAGAGCCAGGAAUAAACUUUGAAUACCACAGGAUGUGGCCCCAAAAGGAAAUAAAGGGA